Messenger RNA from Arvicanthis niloticus (Nile rat), 2831 nucleotides. RefSeq names its product endothelin 3 (gene Edn3). Lineage: Eukaryota; Metazoa; Chordata; Mammalia; Rodentia; Muridae. Gene Ontology annotation, biological process: vein smooth muscle contraction; regulation of vasoconstriction; intracellular calcium ion homeostasis. Gene Ontology annotation, cellular component: extracellular region. The record is from RefSeq and is a predicted model, not a curated record. Gene Ontology annotation, molecular function: hormone activity; endothelin B receptor binding.
GCCUGGGGCAAAUGCGCCUCUGGUCGGCUCCCCCCUGUGCUUGGAAAGCGACCCCCGUGAGUCCCGGGUUCAAAGGCCCGGCGCGGCAGUUCCAGCCCCCUCGGAGGGGCGGGGAGGCAAAGGGGGUGGUGCGGGAGCCAGAAAAGCCCGAGCCACAGCCGGCCAGCCCUACGCAGGGAUGGGCAGAGCGCUCUGAAAGUUCGUGACCGCCUCAACCAAGUAACUCUGAGCCUGGACGCUCAGCUCAGGCAGCGGCAGGACUCAAAAGCUGUACCCAGUCUCACUACCCUCUUGCGGUCACAAGCGGCCACCCUCCAGGCCCGGUGCUCCCGCGCCUGAUCGGGGUUCAUGGAGCCGGGGCUGUGGCUCCUUCUCGGGCUCACAGUGACCUCCGCUGCAGGAUUUGUGCCUUGCCCCCAGCCUGGGGGCUCUGGCAGAGCCAGUGUGUCCCAGGGACCCCCUGAAGUUGGAUCAGAGGGGGGCUGUGAAGAGACUGUGGCUAGCCCUGGUGAGAGGAUUGUGUCCCCAACAGCUGCACUGCCUGCACAGCCUGGAAACGCUGGGCAGGAGCGGAGACCAGGCAGGUCUGGGGAACAGGAGGACAAGGGGGUGCCUGCACACCACCGACUUCGGCGCUGCACGUGCUUCACUUAUAAGGACAAGGAGUGUGUCUACUAUUGCCACCUGGACAUCAUCUGGAUCAACACUCCUGAACAGACUGUGCCCUAUGGACUAUCCAACUACAGAGGAAGCCUUCGGGGAAAGAGGUCCUCGGGGCCAGCUCCAGAAAGCUCCCGGCCUUCUCCACGGGCACGCUUGCGUUGUACUUGUAUGGGAGCAGAUGACAAGGCCUGUGCAUACUUCUGUGCACGCACCGCAGAUGUCACCAGUUAUUCCAGGAGAGCAGGAAGGCCAGCUGCAGAAGAGAAGCUGGAGACUGGAGGUCCACGUCAAAGGUUGAAGUCAAGGACAAAUAAAGCCCACCAGUCUUAGCUGGCUUUAGCGGGUCACAACUGAUGCUUCUUGCUUCCUGCCGUGGACUUUCCCCUGUUCUCCUUGACUGCCAGGAGGAAACUCUCUUCCAGGAAAGAGCCUUUGAGCUUGUACGUACAGAGCUUGAAUUUCCACCUCUUUAGGGACGAGGAAGGAAUUGGCCUGAGGCAAAAAUAAAAGAAUGAAAGACCAUCCAAAGAGCCUCCCCCCCUUACUGGACUCUAAGAAUGCCCAAGUCCAAAAGACCCCAGCUUCCCUAAUGGGUAAAAUGAUCCCACAUGUGCCCUGGGGGCCAGAUGCCUGAGGCUCCAGUUUCACAAGGAAAUUGUUUGGAAGGUAUGUUAAGUCAGAAAACUACUUACUGGCUUUUGACAUGACUCCUCUCAGAGAGUAAGUGGACACCAGGCUGGCUCUCUACAAAAGUAAACAGGCAUCCAUCUCCUAGAAGAUUCAGGACACCCAUGUGGUGGGAGCAGGCUUCUCCUGCAGCCUGCGUGGCCUGUGAAGUUAGUGAGGCAUCUCUCUGCUUGAGACUUUGGUCCUGACUGGGCAGUAGUCUAUGAAUUUGCAGUUCGUAGGACUUAGAAACCUCUGCUGUGCUUGGUACUCGUCAGAAGAGCGGCUCUGGAAAACAAGAAGGAAAAGAAAACAAGAGACCUGGAUGUUCAUGAGACAAAAAAAGAAACAAAACAAAACAAAACAAAAACAAUUCCCCCCACCCCCCAUUCUUGAUGGUUUUGAACUCUGGGGGAGUUCAUUGCAGAGAGCUGGGGGUCCUGCAAUGGCCUCUGAAGCAAAACUCAACCCUGCCUUGCAGUAAGCUGCCCUGAGGGACAGCUCCAGCUUCAGGCUACCGGUCUGGAUAUCUGCUUUCAUGAAUAAAUGUGGAUCUUUGGGGAGUGGCUUCAAAAUAAGCCCAAACCACAAACUCUUUGUACAUUAUGUAAAUUCCUAUUUGUCUAUAUAAUUGGCAAUAACUGGGAAUUGUAGCCUCUGUUCAAAAUGUCUUUUAGCUGAGCUCUUUCUGCUGUGUACAUGGUGAGUAUGGGGUGGCGUGGGGUCAGACUGUGAGUUCCCAUGUAUACUCUGCUCUGCAGGCCCAGCUGGGAUAGUCUGCCCACCUCCGCACUGGGCCUCACAGCAAUGGGAACCUGUCUUUGGGCAUGUUCCAAGGGCACCAUGCGGAGAUACUUUAGCUGUUGUGUGAAGUGGGGCCUUAACCAGAUGGUAAACUUCAGAGGACCGUCUCCUAAGUUAUUACAGGUGUGAAAGUGCCUGCUUAUUGGGGGUGUGUGAGAGAGUGAUGGUUUGCUGGGGGGAAUGUACAGUUAAGAGACAUAAUUAUUUAUUGGGGAACUAUUUUCUACUUAACUUCUUUAUGGGAUCUAUUAAACAUAAAGGCACUGUAGAUAGGUAGAUAGACAGACAGAAAAAAAAAUAGAUUUUAAAUUGUGUUUAAAAAUCCAAACACAUAUCUCUUAGUAGCUAGAACUCGUUUAAGUCUCAGAAGCACUAUUCAGCUCACUGGUCAAAGACAAAUCCACUCACUGUGAGAACACUUGGGAGAUAAGUCAAAUGCAUAAUAAAAAAAAAAUCUAAAACUUUGCUCUGGUUUUCAGGCUUUUCCUUGCACACAUAGUUACACAUUCACUCUUCAUAGCCCUCUGGAGACGUCAGGAGGGAGCCAGAGUUCUGGAAGUAGGAUUUAUCUAGAGAGAAAAGUGUAGAUCGAGGUGGGUGGGCAGCCAUUGAAAGGAGAGGAGUUUGGGGACCAUCUGAGAAGAUAAACAUCAAAGUGGCUGGGAAGAAAGAAGAGGAGGAGGAAGAGGAGGAGGAGG